CAUAUUCCUCAAUAUUAAACCCCACCAUCCUUGUUUGCCAAAAUUAAAAGACCCCAACACAUCCCCACGACUCUCUCGCUUAAUCUUCGAAACUGAUCAACCCAACCGAACACAAACACUUCUCUGUCCUUCUCUGUCUCUCAUGGCCGCGUAUAGAGCCGACGACGAGUACGAUUACCUCUUCAAGCUUGUCUUGAUCGGCGACUCCGGCGUCGGCAAAUCCAACCUGCUCUCCAGGUUCACCAGAAACGAGUUCAAUUUGGAGUCCAAGUCUACUAUUGGGGUUGAGUUUGCCACCAAGACUUUGAGCGUUGAUGACAAAGUCAUCAAGGCUCAGAUUUGGGACACUGCUGGCCAGGAGAGGUACCGUGCCAUUACAAGUGCCUACUACCGAGGAGCCGUUGGUGCUUUACUGGUGUAUGAUGUCACUCGGCAUGCUACAUUUGAGAAUGUAGCAAGGUGGUUGAAGGAGCUGAGGGAUCACACAGACCCCAACAUUGUGGUCAUGCUCAUUGGCAACAAAUCCGAUCUUCGUCACCUGGUGGCAGUCUCGAAGGAGGAUGGCAAAUCUUUUGCUGAAAGAGAGUCCCUCUACUUCAUGGAAACUUCAGCAUUGGAAGCAACCAAUGUGGAAAAUGCAUUUACUGAAAUCUUGGGUCAAAUAUACCGGGUUGUAAGCAAGAGGGCAGUCGAAGCAGGCGACAAUGGUAGUGCUUCCGCUGUUCCAUCCAAAGGACAGACCAUCAAUGUUAAAGAUGAUGGCUCUGUUUUAAAUCGAUUCGGAUGCUGCUCAAACUAGUUAGUAUAUUCUCCUGCUGGUGUUUUUUUUUACAGAAGUUUCCUAUUUCAAUUGCCUUAAAGUUCUUUGUCUUUGUAUAGGAUUACCAGCACUCUCUUUUAGAAUAAGAAACUAAUGUGUCAGAUAUAUUGUUUGCAAACAUUGCGUAGGCCAGGUUCUAUCUGUAUACUAAUUACUAAACAUCAGGUGUGUUCUUUGUGUUCCUAAACUCUUGGUCCCCAUAUUAAAUUGUUUGCUUAUUAUAUCUCAGCCAUUCACUCCUA
Molecule: messenger RNA, 1062 nt
Organism: Argentina anserina (silverweed cinquefoil)
Lineage: Eukaryota; Viridiplantae; Streptophyta; Magnoliopsida; Rosales; Rosaceae
Product: ras-related protein Rab11D
Exons: 2
Coding region: 143-799 (218 amino acids)
Biological process (GO): vesicle-mediated transport
Cellular component (GO): endosome
Molecular function (GO): GTP binding; GTPase activity
Source: RefSeq, a predicted model, not a curated record